This is a messenger RNA of Spodoptera litura, 985 nucleotides long. RefSeq lists its product as uncharacterized. Gene Ontology annotation, cellular component: nucleus. Gene Ontology annotation, biological process: regulation of transcription by RNA polymerase II. Gene Ontology annotation, molecular function: RNA polymerase II transcription regulatory region sequence-specific DNA binding; DNA-binding transcription factor activity, RNA polymerase II-specific. The record is from RefSeq and is a predicted model, not a curated record. Lineage: Eukaryota; Metazoa; Arthropoda; Insecta; Lepidoptera; Noctuidae.
UUACGUUUUGACGUACGAAAUUGUGGUUACAUCGAAUUUAGCAAAAAUAAUACAUAAAAAUACUCAAUUAUUUAUUAGUGUUGCGUAAUUUAUAACUGAAAUUAUAAAGUAAGGUAUAUAAUACCUAAAACUAGUGUAAUAACAACUGCAGUGUGAGAUAGUAAACGCUGAAACAAGUGACUGCCUACGUGUUGAUUUUAGCAAAUUCUAUUAAAAGUCAUCUUAAAUAUUAUGAAAGCUUGUUAAAUAUCGGCUUAGUGAUGAAUAAGAAACUAGUGAGAACCGGCCCUAGGAUCAGGAUAACCAGACCUGCUUUAAAAUCAAGAAAAGCUGAUGACCCAGUCGGAGUUUUUGAUGAUCGAAAAUACAUCUACUCUUGCCAAUAUUGCCGCUUGAAAUUCACACAGAACUCUCAAUAUUUCCGCCACAUGACUUCAAACCACGAGAUUCAGCAAAAGGCAGCUACUUUUGAGUGCAAUGACUGUCAGAUAAUAUUUAAUAAGAAAAGCAAUUUGGAUCUCCAUUGUCAGACGCAUCACCAGAUCAAAAGCAAGUCGAAAUGCGAAAGCUGCGCGAUAACUUUCAAGUCCAGGUACUGUUUACGCCGACAUCUUAAAUUGAAACAGAUACUACAAGAAAAUUCGUGUUUUAAAUGUCAAAAAAAGUUUACUAGCAAAGAAGGUUUAGCUAAGCAUGUCCAAAAUAAACAUACUUUUAAAAAUGUUACGUUUCAAUGUGAUCUAUGCUCUUUAAAGUUUAAAGCUGAGGAGUCGCUGCGGAGUCAUUUAGCUCGAAUUCAUAAACUGUUAUGAUUUUUUAGGAAAUUUUUGGUACUUUAAAUUUUUUUUUAAUUAUAGGCAGUAUACACUAGAUAAUUUUCUUUAUAGUGGUACAUUGUUAAGAUUAUACCAAUAAUGAAACAGGGAUUUUCAACCUUAUUAACUCGUCGAGUACCGGUUUUGUAGACACAAUUAUAGAACAAUAG